Molecule: messenger RNA, 5278 nt
Organism: Puntigrus tetrazona (Sumatra barb)
Lineage: Eukaryota; Metazoa; Chordata; Actinopteri; Cypriniformes; Cyprinidae
Product: cationic amino acid transporter 4-like
Biological process (GO): amino acid transport; transmembrane transport
Cellular component (GO): plasma membrane
Molecular function (GO): amino acid transmembrane transporter activity
Source: RefSeq, a predicted model, not a curated record
GGGGAUGUACCUUUAAGAGCGGAGACAGCUCCUGUUCUCCUCCACCCUCCGCUCUCUUCAGCGACGCUUCACAACAUCGCUUCAACCAAAUAACGAGACGCGAAUGAACGCGCGAACCGUUUUGCAGGUUUGUGGAGCCUGUUUGACUCAGAAAACUAUGGACCAGGUGUGACCUUGUAUCAUCUCUUUCAUCGACCCCCUGUUUUCUAUCAAGAUGGCGUCAUGUGUUUCCGGCUGCUCUCCGGUGGUGAGGUUCUGUCAGAAACUGAACAGGCUGAAGACGCUGGAGGAGGACGUGAUGGCGACGUCACUCAAGCGCUGUCUGUCCACAGUGGACCUCGCGCUGCUCGGUGUUGGAGGAAUGGUGGGCUCGGGCCUGUAUGUUCUCACAGGAACUGUUGCUAAAGACACCGCAGGGCCCGCUGUAGUAGUGUCUUUCCUCAUAGCCGGAGUAGCGUCACUCAUGGCAGCGCUGUGCUAUGCUGAGUUUGGUGCCCGUGUACCAAAGACAGGCUCUGCCUACAUGUUUACAUACGUCUCUGUUGGGGAGAUCUGGGCGUUCCUCAUUGGCUGGAAUGUGAUCUUGGAGUAUAUGAUUGGCGGGGCAGCAGUAGCUCGUGCGUGGAGUGGAUAUCUGGACUCUAUUUUCAAUCACCGCAUCCAGAACUUCACCGAGAGUCAUGUGAUGCGUUGGGAUGUGCCCUUCAUUGCUCAUUACCCAGACCUCCUAGCGGCUGCUAUUCUCCUAGUAGCUUCCUUCUUCAUUUCAUUUGGCGUUCGCGUCUCCUCUUGGCUCAACCACAUCUUCUCAGCCAUCAGUAUGGCAGUCAUUGCCUUUAUCUUGGUUUUUGGCUUCGUACUGGCCGAUCCAGUUAACUGGAGCGCUCGGGAGGGAGGCUUUGCCCCCUUCGGACUUUCAGGCGUCCUGGCGGGAACUGCGACGUGCUUCUAUGCCUUCGUCGGCUUUGACGUGAUAGCGGCUUCCAGCGAGGAGGCCAGCAAUCCUCAGAGGGCUGUUCCUGCAGCGACUGCCAUCUCCCUGGGCCUGGCAGCCACGGCGUAUGUGCUGGUGUCCACAGUUCUCACGCUGAUGGUUCCGUGGCAUACGCUCGACCCUAACUCAGCUCUCUCAGAUGCCUUCUUCAGACGAGGAUAUAGCUGGGCCGGGUUCAUCGUGGCUGUAGGAUCAAUCUGCGCCAUGAACACUGUGUUGCUCAGCAACCUCUUCUCUCUCCCGCGGAUCGUGUAUGCUAUGGCUGAGGAUGGCCUUUUCUUCUCUGUCUUUUCCCGUGUCAACCCUGUAACCAAAGUCCCGGUGAUCGCCAUUCUCGUUUUCGGCAGCCUUAUGGCAAUCCUUGCCCUCAUCUUUGAUCUGGAAGCACUGGUUCAGUUCCUCUCUAUUGGCACUCUGCUUGCUUACACGUUUGUAGCGGCCAGUGUCAUAGUGCUCCGCUUCCAGCCGGAUAAAAGCAGCGGGAGCUCAGGAGGAGGUGGACUCAAGACAGACGCUUCAUCCACACCUUCGAUAAACCAGCCUGGACAGCAAGUGGACCCGUCCACGGUGACGAACGAGACCCAGACCUUUGCGCAGGACGGUGGAGAGAUGAAGGAGUAUGAGUCCUUCUCAGAUAAACUUCAGCUGGUGGAGCGGCAGAAGACUGUGAAGGAGAGACGGGCUCCUGGCGUGCUGAAGGCUGGCUGGGAGCCGUAUCUGGGCAGGAUACUGGGGGACUGCGAGCCAGGCGAGGUGGUGGCGUUCUCUGUGCUCGCUCUGAUGGUCAGUGGAGUCUCUCUUUGUGCUGUGCUGGUGUUCGGGAUCAACCAGCUGAAUCUGCCUGUGUGGAGCUUCACCCUGCUGCUGGUCAUCUUCAGUCUGGUCUUCCUGCUCAGUCUGGCUCUCAUCUGGGUCCAUGAACAGCAGCCCAGUCAGAAGACUUUUCAGGUUCCUCUGGUGCCAUUUAUUCCUGGCUUCAGCAUUCUUCUAAAUGUAUUUCUCAUGCUGAAGUUAAGUCCUCUCACCUGGAUCCGUUUCACCAUAUGGGUCGCAGCAGGUCUUCUGGUGUAUUUCGGGUAUGGUAUAUGGCACAGUAAGGAGGGUUUGCGGGAGCAGCAGGGGCAGGACGUGGCGGCGCGUUACGUGGUCCUUCCCAGCGGCAGCCUGGUGGAGACCGUCCAGAACGUCCAGCCUGAAGGACACACACUCAGCGCGCACACACCGCCCCACGACAACCCACCUGUCAGCAGAUGAUCUGAUCACGCUGAGGUGUGUUUACAGUACACCUGCAUGCCUGCCUGUUCUACUUGCUUUUCUUCCUCUUCAGUUUACUGACAACAUGUCAGGAUAAACCGUUAAUCAAAAAAGAUGGUUUGAAGAAAUAUUCCAGGUACAGUAAUAUUUGUGGCAUAAUGUUGGUUACCACAAAAAAAGGGUAAAUGGGGUGAUUUUGGAGCAUUUUCUUGUUUGUUUUUUUUGUCACCAUAAUGAUUAAAUACAAUUUUAAUAUAUAUAAUAUAAUUUUAAUAUAAAAAUUUUUGUGGUAAUCAUUACUAUGCCACAAAUGCUGCUAAUUAGUCUUAUCUUGUACUGACCCCAGCAUACUUUUUUGUAUUGAAGCGACUAGUAUUAACUUCCUUGUUCACCAUCCUAAUCAACAACGGGCCGUUUCUUUCUCUUUCUUUCUUACAUAAUAUAUCUACACUGUUUAGCUACUUUUAGCAGCCAUGCUGACUUGAAUGUAAAUUAUAUAUGAGAGUCAGCAAAGUGCACCAUAACGCCGCGGCCCAACUGUAUCCAGCAUCUCCAUUGUCUUUUAUGGUGUUUACAUAGAGCCGAAUGGAUCCCCACUGCUGCUCUGUGAAAGCUGAAACCUUUAAGAGAAGCUGCUGUUUAUCAUUCAAACACUGAUGUAAGUUGCCGCUUGAGCAUAUUCUAAAGGAAACAUUAUUCGUGUAGUCUAAACACCGAAACGCUCAGAUAUGAUUUUUCUACAAUGCAAGAGAUUGUGGCUGUGAUUUGGAGAUAUUUUUAUUGUUUCUGCAUGAAUGCUGACAAUCACUGGUGGUUAGACAGUACACAUGAGGUCUUAGCGAAUGCUGUUAAGAGAGAUCAUGCGGUUCUACUCAAAUCUUGUCUCCUUUUCCCAUCACGGCCCACACACACACUUCGAUUGUCAUAAUUUAACACAAGUCAGAAAAUCACGUGAAUGUACCUAAACAUUACUAUACGCACACACACAUUAUUUUUGCAGUCUGGGUCACAAACACACAGCCUAAGCACACACUAACUGGCUCAACAUGUUUGGUUUUCUAUCACUUCUCUGCACCUCUUUAUUCAUUAUUUAUUUUUAUUUUAGAAUACAGCAUAUUUAUUUAUUUUUCCGUACAUACUUUAACCAAAAUCACGUUUUAAUAAUAAUUAUUCGUGAUGUUAAAAAGAAUCCGUUUUUUUUCUUUGUACGAUAAGCUUAGCAUGAACCGCCUAACUGGGUAAUCAUGUUUCAUCUGUGUCCGCUGACACACCUCACCGGCCUUACCUUUGCAAACACACUAACCCUGGUGUUCACUAAUCCUUCUUCUCACAUCUCAUGUGACUUUCACACACACCGAACUGCCCUUAUUAUCACAAACACUGACAGAGCUGGAGCAUUUACUUGGAACCGUUACCUUUAAAACUAGCUGUUUAUUUUUAGCUGCCGGGUCAGUGACAUUUAUUUUGUUUUGCUUGGUUUGGUUUUUUUGUCCAGAACUAUUAUUUAUUUAAAAAUGCAUUUAUAAUGGCUUUAAUAUACCAUGGUAUUUUAUUUCUAAAAAAACGGUAGCGUGAAGAAAUGAAAAAAAAUAUUAUGACAACUGUCCCCAUAUCAGAAAGAGAGGGGAAAGCCUUAUUAAAAAAUGUAAUUAUUAAAUAAUAACUAAUAUUUUAUUGUUUUAAAGCAUUCCUCCUCUUUUUCGAACACUUUUAAUUGUCAUUGGCCCAGCUCCAUGUGUAAAAAUUGAGUUUUAGAAUUUGCAAUGACCCGUAUAAUUAACUCAUUUUAAUUUUAUAGAAUAAUACAAUUAUAAUCACAUUCUUCAGAAUUUCUGGCACCCUUGAUCACCACCGUGCCCUUCUGAGUGCUUCAGUUUGUGUUGCUCUCAGUGAACCGUCCCUGUUAGCAGUAAGUAUAAAUCUGCCUUGGAAGGGAACAUGUAAGUCAAUGAAUAAUAGUCAUCUGUACACCAAUAGAAUAUUCUCAAAAGCACAGAACAAAUCCUUUUCAGCACAAGCACAGCAGAAGAGUGCGGUUUAUAUGCAGUGGAUGCUGGAUAUUAUGCAGAAGCAAAGAUGAGAUUUUUCCCCUCACAGGCCCCUGUAAUCUCCCCCUCCCCUCCCUCACAGAUUGACCCAGAUUAUCUCUGUGCAUCUGGAGAUUAUGACUGCCGCUCAGAUAGCGCUGCACGCAUUCACAAACGCUUCUUUCUGUCUUUAUCUAAACCUGUAGAAAGCCAGCAAAGCAUAAAACUCGUUUACUUGAAUCCAAAUAUGAUUUAAACGCAAAGAUGAGUACAUUUCCACAAACGAUUAGCACUCUCUUUUUGUAUAUACAGUAAAUGCAAAACUAAACGCUCCCUCAAACGCCGAUUAGAAUGAAAGACAACGUUGCCCUUCAUUGAGUGCACUGGUGUUCAGACCCCUUCGAUGGAGGUUUAUUCUCUCAGCCUGUUUCCUACUUUCAUUAGCAGCCGUCUCAAAUUUGUAUCCAAGCCUGUCUGCCAGUCCAGCCUGCCGUCUAAUCCACUUCACGUCUUACUGGCAGCCAUGCUUAGUUGUGCGACGCAUACGUGAAGACUAGUAAACGAAGGCACAAGAUCCAGUUAUGAUGUACUUGCUCGAUUUGUUUUUGUAAAUACAGCACAUGUAACCAAUGGCCUUAAUGAUGCAGAUACUGAAGCAUUCCCAAAGUUUUACAUACAGCUACUGUAGACUACAGUCUUAUUUGUAAUUUUUGUGGUAUUUAAUAGUGUCAUUCAAUCAAAGAAGAAAAUGAUUCUAAAGCUGGGAUCUGGUUUUAAAGGACUUUUAUUAUUUUUUUGGCCUGUCCUCUUUCUACAGCUUCUGUACGUCAGGUUGUUUUAGCCUAUGCCCUGCUCACUUGCACUGUCAUCUCUUUCCGAAAGCACCACUUGUUAAGAAAUUUCCUCUUUGUUGUGUCACUGAACAUAUUAUCUCUGUUUUGUGUCUUUGUAUGAUUCUGUUAUGAGAUUGUAUCACGUGAUGAAUAAAGGUUUUGAAGCAUCA